Molecule: messenger RNA, 1356 nt
Organism: Phragmites australis (common reed)
Lineage: Eukaryota; Viridiplantae; Streptophyta; Magnoliopsida; Poales; Poaceae
Product: methyl-CpG-binding domain-containing protein 11-like
Exons: 3
Coding region: 98-997 (299 amino acids)
Molecular function (GO): DNA binding
Source: RefSeq, a predicted model, not a curated record
CCGCUCCAAUACAUUCCCCAAUUCAGCAGCAGCAGCGCCUCCUGCGAAUAGCGAAAGCGAGAGCGGGAAGCGGGAACUCGAAACCUCGGCGAGCGGCAUGGCCACCGACGGCGAGCGCGCGGCGGCGGCGGUGGAGGAGACGCCGGAGAAGAAGGAGGUCGGCGCAACGGAGCUCCCCGCACCCUCCGGCUGGACGAAGAAGCUUGCUCCCAUUCGAAGUGGAAAAUUUGAGGUGAUUUUUGUUUCCCCUACCGGUGAGGAGAUUAAGAGCAAGAGACAGCUGACCCAAUACCUGAAGGCACACCCUGGAGGCCCUGCAUCUUCGGAGUUCGAUUGGAACACCAGUGAUACUCCCAGGCGGUCAGCACGCAUAAGUGAGAAAGUUAAGGCAACUGAGAGCCCAGAAGGUGAGAAGACCCCUAAACGAGAAAGAUCAAGCUCUAAGAGGGGCAAGAAGGAGAAAAAAGAGGAGACAGUGGAUGCCACUGAAACUGGAGAUCAUGGCACUUCAGAAAAAGCAGAAGGCACUGAUGUGGAGAUGAAAGAUGCUGAAAAUGCCCAAGAGAAGAAAGAGGCCCCUAGUUCAGAUGCUGCAGGGAAGACUGGAGAAGGUGGCAAAGGCGCAGAGCAGCCUCAUAAUGUCACUGCCCCGGUAUUAGAGACUAAAGCAGAUGAAAAGAUAGCUGAAUCUGAAGUAGCUCCCCCUGCAUCUGUAGAGGGAGGGAAGAAAGAGGAGAAAAAUGAGAACAGUCCGGCAGCUGAAUCCGCGGUGCCUCCCCAAGCAUCUUCAGAGGGAGAGAAGAAAGGGGAUGGCGGUGUGACCGAACCCACGGCAUCACCUGUGGUUGAAACGAAGGCAGAUGCUCCUGCAGCAGAGGCAGCAAAAGAGGCUGAGAAUUCAGACCAGGCGAAUGCCGCUCCCCAAGAACCAUCGGCAAUGAACUGUGACAACAAGGGGCAGAUCCAACCAGGUGCCUCCGCCGUGAGGUGCACUUAAGGAUGCUCGGUCUCAGAUGAGACCUGGCACCGUGUGCUUAGGACAAUGUGUGUCGCAUUUGCUUUGAGAAUUGUAAUCGUGUUUAACCUGACAACGCUGCGUAGCAAUAGGCUGCCCAGCGUGUAGCUAUCCUUUCCUUUCGGGCGGCGGUGUCGCUGUGGAGCAGUAGGCUGGCCCUGUGCCGCCUCGGUCAUCCGCAGGCACCGCAAGCUUGUAACUCGUUAGCAUGCACAUUGAUCUCUGGAGAGGGCAGGAGGACAUAGUACGCCACCUGUGUUGUACCUUGCGUUAAUGAACCUAUGAUCCAUAAAUAAAGCCGUUAACGUGGCAGGUCAUUCCCUGACCACCUUCAGGCGCAA